AUAGGCUACUGGAAGAGUUGUGAGACCAAUGCUUGUACAGCUCUCUGGUUGAAGGCUACCACUUUUAUAGAAAUGAGGCUUAAACCAAACAGGGGUGUUUUAUUUUUGUGUCUCGUGCUCCCUUACAUUGGUCAAGUAUGUGGUAUAAGCCUUGGAAUAGUGCAAAAAGAUGAGCUGCAUCGUGAGGAAAGGUCCAAGGAUAUUCACACUGGGACAAUUACUUUCGGCACCGGGGAUAUUUCACUGGGUCGAAAUCUGGAAUAUGAGAGCCGAUAUGUUGGCGAAAGCGCUACAGACGAUGGCUCGGUUAACAUUCAAGCCGACUUUCCACAUCCAGGCCUGUUGGGUGGACAAAGCAAGAUUGAUUACUUUAGGGCCUGGAGUCGUAUGCAACCGAAGUUAGUAUGCACCAACGACCUCAUGAAGUUCUCGGCACAAGGCCCUGGGUGCUCUUCGCUCCAGUUACACAUGGGUGGCACGCCUCUCUCACUAAGCCAGCUACCACAAGACUGUGGCUACUCUGUGAAAAGGACUGCUGUGGGCCUUAAGUUUCUUGCCCCUUUUGAUGGCUGUGAUGUUAUAGAACAGGACAAUAACCACUUGCUACAGCUAUUGUGGCAUGGCAACCCAGUAACCCUCUCCUGCCCUGUAUCAAGCUCAGGCCAAGUCUCUCCAGUUUUAUCUACUACUCCAGCUACAGAGGCACCGCUUCCUCCACAGAAUCCGUGGAUGCAACCCAUUUUUGGCUACCGCCCUGUAAUGCCUGUGGCUACUGUUGCACCAACUACAGAAGCUGCUGAGCUUCCUGCACAGAAUCCGUGGAUGCAACACAUUUUUGGAGGCUACUACCCUGCAAAGCCUGGGACUCCAGCUACUGUUGCACCAACUACACAAGCUGCUGAGCUUCCUCCACAGAAUCCGUGGAUGCAACACAUUUUUGGAGGCUACUACCCUGCAAAGCCUGGGACUCCAGCUACUGUUGCACCAACUACACAAGCUGCUGAGCUUGCUCCACAGAAUCUGUGGAUGCAACCCAUUUUUGGAGGCUACUACCCUGCAAAGCCUGGGACUCCAGCUACUGUUGCACCAACUACACAAGCUGCUGAGCUUCCUGCACAGAAUCCGUGGAUGCAACCCAUUUUUGGAGGCUACUACCCUGCAAAGCCUGGGACUCCAGCUACUGUUGCACCAACUACACAAGCUGCUGAGCUUCCUCCACAGAAUCCGUGGAUGCAACCCAUUUUUGGAGGCUACUACCCUGCAAAGCCUGGGACUUCCCCUCCAGCUACUGUUGCACCAACUACACAAGCUGCUGAGCUUCCUCCACAGAAUCUGUGGAUGCAACCCAUUUUUGGAGGCUACUACCCUGCAAAGCCUGGGACUCCAGCUACUGUUGCACCAACUACACAAGCUGCUGAGCUUCCUCCACAGAAUCCGUGGAUGCAAUCCAUUUUUGGAGGCUACUACCCUGCAAAGCCUGGGACUCCAGCUACUGUUGCACCAACUACACAAGCUGCUGAGCUUCCUCCACAGAAUCCGUGGAUGCAAUCCAUUUUUGGAGGCUACUACCCUGCAAAGCCUGGGACUCCAGCUACUGUUGCACCAACUACACAAGCUGCUGAGCUUCCUCCACAGAAUCCGUGGAUGCAAUCCAUUUUUGGAGGCUACUACCCUGCAAAGCCUGGGACUCCAGCUACUGUUGCACCAACUACAGAAGCUGCUGAGCUUGCUCCACAGAAUCCGUGGAUGCAACCCAUUUUUGGAGGCUACUACCCUGCAAAGCCUGGGACUCCCCCUCCAGCUACUGUUGCACCAACUACAGAAGCUGCUGAGCUUGCUCCACAGAAUCCGUGGAUGCAACCCAUUUUUGGAGGCUACUACCCUGCAAAGCCUGGGACUCCAGCUACUGUUGCACCAACUACAGAAGCUGCUGAGCUUGCUCCACAGAAUCCGUGGAUGCAACCCAUUUUUGGAGGCUACUACCCUGCAAAGCCUGGGACUCCCCCUCCAGCUACUGUUGCACCAACUACAGAAGCUGCUGAGCUUGCUCCACAGAAUCCGUGGAUGCAACCCAUUUUUGGAGGCUACCCUGCAAAGCCUGGGACUCCAGCUACUGUUGCACCAACUACAGAAGCUGCUGAGCUUGCUCCACAGAAUCCGUGGAUGCAACCCAUUUUUGAAGGCUACUACCCUGCAAAGCCUGGGACUCCCCCUCCAGCUACUGUUGCACCAACUACAGAAGCUGCUGAGCUUGCUCCACAGAAUCCGUGGAUGCAACCCAUUUUUGGAGGCUACUACCCUGCAAAGCCUGGGACUCCAGCUACUGUUGCACCAACUACACAAGCUGCUGAGCUUGCUCCACAGAAUCCGUGGGGAGGCUACUACCCUGCAAAGCCUGGGACUCCCCCUCCAGCUACUGAAGCACCUACUACAGCUGCCAAGCUUCCUCCACAGAAACAGUGGGUGCCUGUCUUUGGAGGCAAUGGUUUUUCUUAUGGUCAGUGAAGACUCUGUCCUGUCUCUUUUCUAAUGUUAUUUAAUGCGUAUACUGUAUUAAAAUGUGUACUUGGAA
Sardina pilchardus (European sardine) is the source of this 2572-nucleotide messenger RNA. Its product is annotated as adhesive plaque matrix protein-like. Bases 73 to 2505 code for a protein of 810 amino acids. Lineage: Eukaryota; Metazoa; Chordata; Actinopteri; Clupeiformes; Clupeidae. The transcript is spliced from 3 exons. The record is from RefSeq and is a predicted model, not a curated record.